Molecule: messenger RNA, 1382 nt
Organism: Gastrolobium bilobum
Lineage: Eukaryota; Viridiplantae; Streptophyta; Magnoliopsida; Fabales; Fabaceae
Exons: 4
Coding region: 84-1151 (355 amino acids)
Cellular component (GO): chloroplast
Source: RefSeq, a predicted model, not a curated record
AAACCUGUGCCUUCCUUGCUCACGUGUCUGUGGCAACCACACGUCUUCGCAGUUCUCUGAAAUUGUUUCAACAAAAGGAGACAAUGGACUUCUUUUUAAAGGGAAUGAAUGGCUAUGGAUCUGAGUGCCCCUUUGAUGUGAAAGACAUCCAACGGUGUCCGUUUUUGAGAAACAUCAACGAGCCUACAAGUUUCUCUUUCUCUUCUGCAAAAAUCCCCAUUCCUGUGCACGGAGGCAAGGGUCCUAUAUUUGAAGAUGGUCCCAGUUUUGACAUGGCAUUUAAGCUAUUUCAUGGGAAAGAUGGAGUCAUUCCCCUCUUUGAGAGAUCUGACAUGCACAAUGGCUGUGCAGAAGAUGAUUCUCUGCCUGUUUUCAACCCUUUAGCAGGAAAAGCUGCCACCAUAAGUCUUUCAUCCUUUGGACUAGGUGGCCCAUUCAGUUUUGGGAAUUUUUCUGAGAAAUGGAAGAAGCAGAAGUCCGAAUCAUCAAAUAAAAAGGAACACUCAUCUCGGAAAGGAGAUGUCUUAAAGCACGAGGCACUUGGAAAUGAAUGGUUGGCAAAAGGAAAUUGCCCAAUUGCCAAGUCUUAUAGAGCCGUAAGCAAUGUUCUCCCCCUUGUUGCAACAGUUUUUCGGCCACCAACUGGAAUGAAACUCAGAUGUCCGCCUGCAAUUGUUGCUGCAAGGGCUGCCCUUGCCCGUACAGCCUUUGUUAAAAACUUGCGCCCGCAACCUCUUCCUGCAAAAAUGCUCGUUAUUGCAGCGUUGGGCAUGGCAGUUAAUGUGCCCUUCGGCAUGUGGAAGGAGCAUACCAAGAAAUUCUCGCUGUCUUGGUUUGCAGCUGUGCAUGCUGCUGUUCCAUUUAUAGCCAUGCUUCGGAAGUCAGUAGUAAUGCCUAAAUCAGCAAUGGCAUUGACCAUUGCAGCUUCUAUCCUCGGGCAGGUUAUUGGCUCAAGAGCUGAGCGUAUCCGGCUGAAAGCAAUAGCUGAGAUGGGAAAAGUGACAACAGAGACAGCAAGCAGCAUGGAAGGCUAUAAUCCCAGGCAGCUUGGCGAUAUUAAGGUGAGUCACUGCGGUGCUGAAGGGAUGGUUCUCAAUUCACUUCCUGUGAAGAAUGCUAGUUCAACUUCAUCUGCCAACGUGUGUUAUUGACCUAUAAAGAUGGAAAAUAAAUCAGUUCAAGUUUGAUUUUGAACAAUAUUGGUGAACUGAAAUGGUAAUAAAAUGGAUUAAUAUAAAUAAAAGCUUUAUGAACUAUAUGUACAAAAACUAAUACAUGCAGCUGCUUUGCCUGCAGAAAAGUACCUGGACGAUUGAUCACUGACUCUGAUAAAUUUCAGUUCGUCUUAAAUUAUCCAUAUUUUAAGAGAAGUCAUUGAAGUA